Molecule: messenger RNA, 1571 nt
Organism: Apis florea (little honeybee)
Lineage: Eukaryota; Metazoa; Arthropoda; Insecta; Hymenoptera; Apidae
Product: Mitochondrial amidoxime reducing component
Molecular function (GO): molybdenum ion binding; catalytic activity; pyridoxal phosphate binding
Source: RefSeq, a predicted model, not a curated record
AUCCAGUUUGAAUUUCGCUCCAAAACGUGGGAGUAGAAUGCAAAUGUUGGCUUGAAAACGGCGCGUGAUUGGCUCAAGAAGCGCAUGUCAAUAAUAGUGUAUCAGUUUUCUAAUUUUCUCAACUGCGCACAGUUCACACGUGGUCGCAUGGUGACCAGUACACCGAUGUUCUUACUACAAUAAGGAAGAGAGGAAGCAAAGAAGUUAGCAUGGAUAUAUAAAGGCAUAACGGUGUUUUUGAUGCGAGAAAGAGACGCAAGUGCGUGCAUACUGAAACCCAGUCAGUUUCAGUACUUUCAGUUCGUCGUCGACUGGUAGAGACGAAACCACCUUCAGCUCUCUCGUGAUCGUUAUCAACCAUUGUCGCUGUUCUACCCUUCCUUCUGUGACUCCUGUAAUAUUGGCAAUGAUAAUGGACAGAACGCGGCUCACGUACGUGUCUGCGGCUGUUGUCGGCGCCGGAACCGUGGUCGUCUUCCUUUGGUGGUUGUGGUGGUCCAAGAGGCAAAAGGAGAAGCCACCCUCGCAAUGGCGAAAGGUCGGCGAGUUGAGCGACCUGAUCGUGUAUCCGAUCAAGUCGCUCGGCUCUGUUCGAAUGAACACGAUGGAGUGCACGAAACUUGGCCUGAAAUCUGGCUGGCUAAGGGAUCGUACGUUGAUGGUCAUCGACUUGAACGGACACUUCGUCACCGGCAGGCAGAGACCAAAAAUGGUCCAGGUGAUACCCAAAGUUUCCGGGACGAUUCUCACGCUGUCGGCACCUGGAAUGAUAUCCUUGUCCAUCGAUUUGUCUCGAAUCCAAGGCAAAGCGUUUCGCUUGGCAGUUUGGGGCCAACCUGUAUCCGCCUGCGAUUGUGGCGAGGAGGCUGCCAGAUGGCUGUCCCGAUUCCUUCUCCAGGAAGAUACUGGAUUCAGAUUGGUGUAUUAUCCGCUGGAUUAUCCAACGAGAGAGGUCAGGAAGAGCAAUGAACAGUGGUUGCUCACGCCCGACGACACUGGCGCGUAUCCAGACGCUACCAGCUACUGCUUGAUAAACGAGGCAUCGGUGACGGACCUGAACACCCGAUUAGAGAAGCCAGUCAACCCCGAGCAAUUUCGACCUAACUUCGUGAUUAAAGGUGCAGCCGCUUACGAAGAGGAUACCUGGGGCUGGGUGAAGAUCGGCGACGUGAUCUUCAAAACUGUUAUGCCAUGCACCAGAUGCAUCUUUACCACGGUAGAUCCGGAGACAGGGACAAAGAAUCCAAAAGUGGAGCCUUUGAAAACUCUGAAAAGUUACAGACAAAUAAUGGAUCCACUUAUUCGCCCAUUGGUCGGCGAGAGUCCAGUACUGGGAAUUCAUCUUGGAUUGAGGAAUUCUAGUGGCACCGUGCGAGUAGGAGACCCGGUUUACGUCGGUUUGCCCGAGGAGCAACCACUGUUGAUAUCGCCACCCUAGCUACACCGGUGGGCUUCCUGCGAGGACGAAAUUUUCGUCUUCGAGGAAGCCACAGAAUCUCCGAAGGAGGAUACUUUGUCGACGGAAUUGAACAGUGAGGAUUCGUAGCAUUAUGAAAAAGAAAAGGAAAAGA